This is a messenger RNA of Syngnathus typhle (broad-nosed pipefish), 3343 nucleotides long. It is a transcript of the gene sptlc1, whose product is annotated as serine palmitoyltransferase, long chain base subunit 1. The transcript is spliced from 15 exons. Bases 75 to 1523 code for a protein of 482 amino acids. The record is from RefSeq and is a predicted model, not a curated record. Gene Ontology annotation, molecular function: pyridoxal phosphate binding; serine C-palmitoyltransferase activity. Gene Ontology annotation, cellular component: endoplasmic reticulum. Lineage: Eukaryota; Metazoa; Chordata; Actinopteri; Syngnathiformes; Syngnathidae. Gene Ontology annotation, biological process: ceramide biosynthetic process; sphingosine biosynthetic process.
GCUUCAUAAUUUAGUCUCUAAAUUAGCCUUAAUUCUAAUAGUUCAUACACAUACGCACACACGCACACACGGAGAUGACGUUGCAGGAGGGGCAGGAAGUAAACAUGGCGUCUGGACAGCAAUGGGUGUUGGUGGAAAUGGUGCAAGCAUUGUACGAGGCCCCAUCUUAUCACCUCAUUUUGGAAGGCAUCCUCAUUUUAUGGAUAAUCAGGCUUCUCUUCUCUAAAACAUACAGGCUCCAUGAGACAAAUAAACUGACUGAAAAGGAAAAAGAAGAUCUUAUUGAGGAGUGGCAGCCUGAACCUCUUGCUCCCACUAUUUCCACAGAUUCGCCAUACAUAACCUACGAUAUUGUCACAGGACCCCCCAGCCACAAAAUCAUAAUCAAUGGAAAAGAGUGCAUUAACUUUGCAUCAUUUAACUUCCUGGGUCUCCUUGACAAUGAACGAGUCAAGCAAAAGGCACUGUCAUCUCUGAAGAAAUAUGGGGUUGGAACAUGUGGUCCCAGGGGCUUCUAUGGAACGUUUGAUGUUCACCUGGAGCUGGAGAGCCGGCUUGCCAAAUUCAUGAAAACAGAGGAAGCUAUCAUCUACUCAUAUGGCUUUGCUACCAUUGCUAGUGCCAUUCCUGCCUACGCCAAGAGGGGAGACAUCAUAUUUGUGGACGAGGCAGCCUGCUUUUCCAUCCAAAAAGGUCUUCAAGCUUCCCGCAGCUUUCUUAAAUACUUCAAGCACAAUGACAUGGAUGACUUGGAGAGGCUUUUAAAGGAGCAAGAGUUGGAGGACCAGCAGAACCCUCGUAAGGCUCGGGUGACUCGCAAGUUCAUUGUGGUGGAGGGACUGUACAUCAACACUGCUGAUAUAUGUCCACUUCCUGAACUGGUGAAACUAAAGUACAAGUAUAAGGUGCGGAUUUUCCUGGAGGAGAGCAUGUCUUUUGGUGUGUUGGGAGAGCAUGGCCGAGGGGUUACAGAGCACUUUGGAGUCAAUAUAGACGACAUUGAUUUGAUCAGUGCUAACAUGGAGAAUUCUUUGGCCUCCAUUGGAGGAUUUUGCUGCGGACGCUCUUUUGUUAUAGACCACCAGCGCCUGUCAGGACAAGGCUACUGUUUCUCUGCAUCUCUGCCUCCCAUGCUAGCUGCUGCAGCUAUUGAGGCCCUCAGCAUUAUGCAAGAGAAUCCAGAGAUAUUCACCGUUCUGAGGAAGAAAUGCACAUAUGUCUACAAAGAACUACAAGGAAUUCCUGGGCUCAAGUUGGUGGGAAUGCAGUUUGCUCCUGCUCUUCACCUGCAGCUGAAGAGAAGUUCAGGCUCUCGAGAGUCUGACAUGCAGAUGCUACGCUCAAUUGUUGAUUAUUGUAUGGAGAGGCAAGUGGCACUUACUCUCGCCCGAUACCUCGAAAAAGAGGAACGCUAUCCCCCUCCGCCCAGCAUCAGAGUGGUGGUGACCAUCGAACAGACGGAGGAGGACAUCCUGAAAGCCAAGUUGUGUAUCCAGGAGGCUGCUUUAACGUUACUUAAAUGAAUGUUUUGUUUUGUUUUUCUACCUUCCAAUGUCAAUGAACUUCUUAUCUGUUAUCUAUUUCUGAGUAGUAUGGUUGACAGACACGCACACACAUCAUGAGCACACUUAUAUUGCAAGGCUUUUUAUAUCCUAUCCCUGAUUUUAAUUUCUUCCCCUUCCCUCUCAGUAUCUUGUAUAUCCAUAUCAUGAAUGUUGACAGCUGUGACUAAGGAAAGGAAAAACAUUCCUGAGGCUGCAAUGCUAAUGUCACUCUUCAGAGAACUUGACAGCUAUCUGAUUGUAACUACCGUUUUUUUCCGUGUAUAAUGCGCAAAAUUUAACUAAUUUAUUGUCCUAAAAUCUGGGGUGCGCAUUAAACAUGGGUACAAUUUUUUUUAUUUUAUUUAUUUAUUUUUUUUAUUUUUAUUUUUUAAGAAAAUCAUGGUACAACAAAACCAACAACAGGACUGACCGACAAAGACAUGGAACAAAAAGACAGGGUGACAUUACCAAAGACAGGAACAGAAACCAAACAGACAUCAUGACAGUAACACAUCCAAUGAUCCGACGGUGAGCGAGGGGCAGACAGGACUUAAAUACAAAACACGUUACAUUGAUUGAGGUGACACAGGAAGGGAGGGGCGACGUGAACAGAAACUAUGGCAACCUAGACACAUAGCAAAACUGGGGACGAGACAUGACAAAUCUCCCUCGAAAUCAAACUUGAAAUCACCUUUCUUCUUGUUUGUUGUCAAUAGCGCAUCGCAUUCAGCCAUCCUGCCCAACACACUUAGUCAGUAAAAUUCGUAAUUGACGACACAUCGUUUGAUGCGAUGGUGCAAUCCUUGAUGGUGUGUUAUUGUCAAGUAUUGUUUGGUUUUUAAUCUCCAUCGCGGACCGGGCGUUAUACGGAGCCAGUAUGACUGUGCAUGCGCACUAUGGAUCCGAUGCGCAGAACGGAUGCGCAAGACACGUCAGCUAUAUAAAGAGCGAGAGUUGUUUUCUUCCUAUUAGUUUCAAUUCACAGUUUAAUUAGCAGUUUCAAUCAGCAAAUAACAAAAUGCGUAUUACAGGUAAUAUUUUAUUUCACAACACUUUGCCUUGUUCCUUUCGUCUCUGCUGUUCACUUCAAACACGCUCCAUACGACCGCAAUGCUCUCGUAUCAGACGCUUGCUCGAUCACCUGCUCGUUUGCUGUCACAAUGUACCCUACACAAAUCCGAAACAUUUGUUGCGGCUCCGAGUCACGGCGAGGGGCAAAUUUUGGUUUCCAAGGGUGUUUUUAUUCCUCUUCAACGUCUCUCCCAUACAGAGCCGCCUUUUUCACGUCCGCACGCCUUUUUCACAUGUGCGCACUGAUCGCGGUGGUGCCUUUACGGGCAGUCGGACAAAUCAUCGCCAACAAAAAAAAUUACAUCCAGCCUAGUUAAGACCAUACCAAAGACUAUAAAAAUGGGACCCAUUGCCUCCCUGCGUGUGUGACGAUCAUUGGGACUUAAAAAAAAAAUUUUUCUAAAAAUUGAGUGCGUAUUAUACAUGGGUACAGGCUUUUUUCCAGCAUCAUGCCAUUUUUAGGGUGCGUAUUAUACAUAGGGGUGCAUUAUACACGGAAAAAAACGGUAUAUAUCCUUAGUUGCAGAUUAAAAUGUUGCAACAUCCGGAUUGCAACAUUGACAUUUUGUCAUGUUAAGCGCAUACAUGGACAUACAUUGCCUUGUUUUAGUCUUAAUUUCUUUCACUUUGUUAUUACUUAUUGUACCUUCAACAAAUGUUUUUUACUAAGCAAAUUAUAGAAUAAUUAAUCACUAAUAUGUCAAAUAAAUCUUUAUUUCUGACCGAAA